This is a messenger RNA of Penaeus vannamei (Pacific white shrimp), 3616 nucleotides long. The record is from RefSeq and is a predicted model, not a curated record. NCBI's taxonomy places the organism in Eukaryota, Metazoa, Arthropoda, Malacostraca, Decapoda, Penaeidae.
AUGCAUGAUUUGGUACCAGGCCUUAUACUUGAGGCUUUGGGGCAUACAGUCAAGGAGGUGGCCCCAGACUUCUUCACGCUACUGAUACUCCCGCUGGCUUUCACCCCCCUUGUCCUGGUGCCCUUCGGAACCUCGGCCUUGUCCCGGCUAUAUAAGGCGAAGUCGGGGCAGGUUGGGCACAGUCUAUCCUGGAGCCGCCAACAUAGGACAAUGAAGACCUUGGUGUUGGUGUUGGUGGCAGCGUUGGCCACAGGUCAACAGUUCCAGCAGGCUGACAUUUUCGACAUUGCUGUAAAACUUGCUGAACCUGGAUUCUUCAGUUCUGGCUUAAUCGGGAAAGGCGGACAGUUACAGAUCAGUAGCCAGAUCCAGAACGCUGGCACUGGAGCUCAGUCUAGUUCUCUCAAUGCAGGCAACAGUGGGUUCCAAGCUGGUUUACAAAGUGGCGGAUUAGGAGUAAGCAGCAGCGGGCUCCAAUUUGGGUCUGCUGGCAAUAAAUUUGGAAUUGGUUCAACUGGUUCUGGAUCUCAGUCUGGUUCAACAAGUAAUGCCGGUUUCCAGUCUGGAUCAACAAGUGGUAGAUUCCAAUUUGGUUCAUCUGGUGCUGGGAUCCAGUCUGGAUUCCAAUCUGUAAAAGGCAGCAGUGGAUUCCAAUCACAGGCAGCAGUGGAUUCCAAUCUGGAACAGGCAGCAGUGGAUUCCAAUCUGGUACAGGAAGCAGUGGAUUCCAAUCUGGAACAGGAAGCAGUGGAUUCCAAUCUGGAACAGGAAGCAGUGGAUUCCAAUCUGGAACAGGCAGCAGUGGAUUCCAAUCUGGAACAGGAAGCAGUGGAUUCCAAGGGAGUUCCAAUCUUGGAUUCCAAUCUGAACAGGAAGCAGUGGAUUCCAAUCUGGAACAGGAAGCAGUGGAUUCCAAUCUGGCAGUGGAUUCCAAUCUGUUGCUGGUCUGGAUUCCAAUCUGGUUCUGGCAGUAAAUUCCAGUCUGGCUCCUCAACUGGCUCUGGACUUCAGUCAGGUCUAUCAGGGAACACUGGAUCUCAAACUGGCUCCCGAUUCCAGUCUGGUACAAGUGGCAGUGGAUUCCAGUCUGGCUCCUCAACUGGCUCUGGAAUUCAGUCAGGCUUUUCAAGCACCACUGGAUCUCAAACUGGCUCUUCCUUUGGUUCAGCAGCUGGCUCCCGAUUCCAGUCUGGCUUAACAAGUGGCAGUAAAUUCCAAUCUGGCUCAACUGGCUCUGGAAUUCAGUCAGGUCUAACAGGCAACACUGGAUCUCAAACUGGCUCUUCCUUUGGUUCAGCAGCUGGCUCCCGAUUCCAGUCUGGUACAAGUGGCAGUGGAUUCCAGUCGGGUUCAACAAGUGGCAGUAAAUUCCAGUCUGGCUCCUCAUCUGGCUCUGGAAUUCAGUCAGGCUUUUCAAGCAACACUGGAUCUCAAACUGGCUCUUCCUUUGGUUCAAGCAGCAGUGGAUUCCAAUCUGGUUCAACAAGUGGCUCUUCCUUUGGUUCAGCAGCUGGCUCCCAAUUCCAGUCUGGAACAAGUGGCAGUGGAUUCCAGUCUGGCUCAACUGGCUCUGGAAUUCAGUCAGGUCUAACAGGCAACACUGGAUCUCAAACUGGCUCUUCCUUUGGUUCAGCAGCUGGCUCCCGAUUCCAGUCUGGUACAAGUGGCAGUGGAUUCCAGUCUGGUACAAGUGGCAGUGGAUUCCAAUCUGGCUCCUCAACUGGCUCUGGAAUUCAGUCAGGCUUUUCAAGCAACACUGGAUCUAAGACUGGCACAUCUUUUGGUUCAGCAUCUGGCUCCCAAUUCCAGUCUGGUUCAACUACUGGCAGUAAAUUCCAGUCAACUGGCUCUGGAAUUCAGUCAGGUCUCUCUAGCAACACUGGAUCUCAAACUGGCUCUUCCUUUGGUUCAACCGCUGGCUCCCGAUUCCAGUCUGGUACAAGUGGCAGUGGAUUCCAGUCUGGCUCCUCAACUGGCUCUGGAAUUCAGUCAGGUCUAUCAGGCAACACUGGAUCUCAAACUGGCUCUUCCUUUGGUUCAGCAGCUGGCUCCCGAUUCCAGUCUGGAACAAGCAGCAGUGGAUUCCAGUCUGGUUCAUCAUCUAGUGGUUCAAAAACCGGUACUGGUAUCCAAGGAGUUUCAACAGGUGCAAGCAGGUUCCAAUCUGGAUCCACAGCUGGCAGGGGAACUCAAGCUGGUGUGACAAGUGGAAGCAGAUUCUCAACUGGUUCAUCACGUGCUACUGGUUUCCAGUCUGGCUCAGGAAGUGGCAGCGGAUCUAGUGCUUCACUUGGAGGAUUCCAGUCUGGCUCAAGAGGUACUGGAUUCCAGUCUGGUUCAAGAGGUACUGGAUUCCAGUCUGGUUCAAGUGGUACUGGAUUCCAGUCUGGUUCAAGAGGUACUGGAUUCCAGUCUGGUUCAAGAGGUACUGGAUUCCAGUCUGGAUCAUCAACUGGCUCAGGAUCUCAGUCUGGUUCAAUAACCAGCAGUGGAAACCAAGGAGUUUCAGGUGCAAGCCGAUUCCAGUCUGGAGCAGCAGCUGGCAGUGGAACUCAGGCUGGCUUGACAGGUGGAAGCAGAUUCUCAACUGGUUCAGCACGCGGUAGUGGACAGUCAUCUGGAUCAUCAAGCAGCAUUGGAAUCUCAAGUGGUGCAGGAAGAGGCAGUGGAUUUGGGUCUAAUUCAGUAGGCAGUGGAUUCACUGGAUCCCAGUCUGGUUCAUCAGGUGCCGCAGGCUUCCAAUCUGGCUCAGGCAGAGGCAGUGGAUCGAGCACCCUGUCAGGACUUGGUGGAUUCCAGUCUGGUUCAGGAAGAAUCCAAGGUGGCUCAGCAGGUGCAAGCCGAUUCCAGUCUGGGUCAGCAGCUGGCAGUGGAAUUCAGACUGGCUUGGCAGGUGGAAGCAGAUUCUCAACCGGAUCAGCACGUGGCAGUGGGCAGUCAUCUGGUUCAUCAAGCGGCUUUGGAAUUUCAAGUGGCGCAGUAAGAGGCAGUGGAUUUGGGGCUAGUUCAUUGGGCAGUGGAUUCACUGGAUCCCAGUCUGGUUCAUCAGGUGCCGGAGGCUUCCAAUCCGGCUCAGGCAGUGGUAGUGGAUUCGGUGUUUCAUCAGGACUUGUUGGAUUCCAGUCUGGUUCAAGUGGUGCUGGAUUUGGAGCAGCAGCUGGCAGUGCACUUCAGUUUGGUUCAGACUCAGCAGAUGCAUUUGGAAUCUUUGAGCCCCUGAAUCUUCCUGCAGAAGCCACUCGCUUGCUUGGAAAAAUCUCGACAUCCUUUGCCUGUCUUGAUCGCCCUUACGGAUACUACGCUGAUGAAGAGAACUCCUGCCACAUCUUCCACAUCUGUUACCCUGCUCUCUUUGCUAAUGGAGCUAUCGAAACCUCCCAAUACAGUUUCCUGUGUGGUGAGGGCUCUCGAUUCGACCAGAAGGAGCUUACUUGUGUGGCAGAGUCAGAAGCUAUCCCUUGCCAGGAAUCUUCCAGCUUCUUUUUCAAGAACGAGCAGUUCGGUCUUCCAAAGGAGAAGAUUUAAGCCAUUUCGGCCCACUUGGAGGACUUGGUGUAUCGCCUUAGGAACAGCCCAUGCGAACAUUUUGGAUAAAUAAAAUGAAUAGGAAAAUGUA